This is a messenger RNA of Nicotiana tabacum (common tobacco), 2607 nucleotides long. Its product is annotated as putative serine/threonine-protein kinase WNK10. Gene Ontology annotation, molecular function: ATP binding; protein kinase activity. The record is from RefSeq and is a predicted model, not a curated record. Gene Ontology annotation, biological process: protein phosphorylation. Lineage: Eukaryota; Viridiplantae; Streptophyta; Magnoliopsida; Solanales; Solanaceae.
AAAGUUAACAAACUAUUAACCCUUAAUCCAAAUUGGCUAUUUUGGAGCUGCUCCUCUUUUCUCCAUUCCUCUCUCUUCUACGCUCUUUAAUCACAAUCUUCCCGUUAAAUUUUUCCCCUAAAUUUACCGGUGUCAAUCCCCAAUUCUUUGUCAACAAAUUAGGGUUUCGGUAUAGGGCGUUGAGGUUUAGGGUUUGAAUUUUUUUUCUUGCCCUAAUUAGUCUAGCUAUAUGCGUUUCAAUACUGGGUUCUUGUUUUUGUGGUUAAUUACUUGAUUUUUGCAAAUGGGGGUUCUCAUUUUUUCUUUAAUUUCCCUUAAAGUUGAGUUCUUUGAACGUCAAUUCCGAUUUGGAAGGGUUAUUGAUUCUUAUUCAGUUGCCUGUGAAGCAUUCUCUGAACCUUUUCUUUGAUUUUACCGGAUUUUAAUCUUUUUUAGGAUUUGGGUGUUUCAAUUUUUUUGGGUUUUUUUUUUCGGUGGAGAGAUGAAUUCUUCUACACCAUGGAUUGACAUGUCAAAAUUGAAAGGUAAAUUUGAUGAGCCUGAGGUUGUUGAAGUGUCCCCAGACAAGCGAUACAUUCGGUAUAAUGAAAUCUUGGGAAGUGGAGCAUUUAAGACUGUCUAUAAGGCAUUUGAUGAAAUUGAUGGAAUAGAAGUUGCUUGGAAUCAAAUCUGCAUAGAUGAUGCUUUGCAGUCACCAGAAUAUUUGGAGAGGAUAUAUUCUGAGGUUCAUUUGUUGAGAAUGUUGAAGCAUGAAAACAUUAUAAAGCUAUAUGCUUCAUGGGUGGACGAUGUGAACAAAAGUAUUAAUAUGAUCACUGAAUUAUUUAGUUCAGGAAGCUUAAGGCAAUAUCGGAGAAAGCACAAGACUGUCGACACGAGGGCCAUUAAAAAAUGGGCUAGACAAAUUCUCCGAGGUUUACAUUAUCUCCAUGGUCACAAUCCACCAGUUAUACACAGAGACUUGAAAUGUGACAAUAUAUUCAUCAAUGGAAACCAUGGAGAAGUUAAACUUGGAGAUCUUGGAUUGGCAACAAUCAUGGAGCAGCCUACAGCUCGAAGUGUUAUUGGUACCCCUGAAUUUAUGGCACCAGAGCUAUAUGAUGAAGAAUAUAAUGAACUUGUCGACAUAUAUUCUUUUGGCAUGUGCAUCUUGGAGCUAAUCACUUGUGAAUAUCCGUAUAAUGAGUGUAGAAAUCAAGCACAAGUUUACAAAAAAGUCACGUCGGGCAUAAAACCAGCAUCAUUAGCGAAAGUAACAGAUCCUCAUGUAAAGCAAUUUGUGGAGAAAUGUUUGGCCCCAGUAUCUGUAAGAUUGAGUGCAGCUGAACUUUUGGAAGACCCAUUUCUUUCAUCUGAAAGCUUGAAAAAACCCCUAUGUGAUCCUUUGCAGCACUCAAAUUAUGUGCCUGAAGCACAGAGUUUGCCAAAGCCGUGUUCUUUUUCCAUGGACAUAGACCUUUCACAGAAGAAGUUACAAAGUGACAUGUCCAUAGAAAGCAAGAAUGGAUGUCCACAGUUUUCUAAUCUGGACUUUGUGAGAAGUAAUGGGAGAAAUGAAUUUAGAUUACAAGGUGACAAGCAUGAUGACCAAUCAAUUGCCUUUUCACUGCGAAUUGCUGAAUUGACUGGUCGGAUUAGGCAUGUGCACUUUGUAUUUUAUCUUGAUGUUGACACUGUGAUGUCAAUUGCUAGUGAGAUGGCAGAGGAGCUUGCGUUGUCGAACGACGAUGUAGCGACAAUAGCUGAAUUGAUUGACGGAUUCAUUUCCAAACUCUCAACAAGCCAGAAAUAUUCUCUUGGGAGUUUCGGUGCCGUGAAUAACUCAUCCAAUGAUUCAACUUUGAUUAAUAGUAACCCGGUGUCUGCAAGUUUUGAUCAGGACUAUGAAUUAAAAGGUGCUCAUAACCAGUUUCAUGUUCUUUCUCAGACUCCUAAAAUAGAGGAUCACGCCAUUGGAGAACUAGGCGUUACAUCUUUGAAUCAAAGGGGAACAUCAGAUUCAGAUGUUGAGUAUAACAACCUUUUAAGAUUGUUCGGCAAUGAGUUAGAAUGCAUCGAGGGUCCCAAGAUCCAUGUUCCAAGCUACAAUGAGGGUAGUAUUGGUGAUGUUGUAAUGAGUGAUUGUACCAAAAAUUCAGGGAUAUCCUUUGAUAGCUCGCGGAAUCUCAUAUCUAAUGAUUUGAGCUCUAACCUCUCUUCCAUCUCUCUCAUCGAAGGAGCAAAUGACAAGAAUCAAUUGCAGGAUCUCAAGUUGGAACUUGAUGCCAUCAAUAUGCAGUAUCAGCAAUCUUGCCGCGAACUCUUGAGAAUGCGAGUGGAGGCAAUUGAAAAUGCCAGAAAGAAGUGGACUAGUAAAAAGAAUAUAUGUACAUAGCGUGUUUCUUGCUACUAAUCUUUGACCUAGCAAGAGAAGUUCCAUUUUAUUUUAGGGAAACUGUUCAUUCUCUUUUCUUAGUUUUACCUUUUUCUUUUUGUAACUGUCCAGUGGUGUUAAUGAAAUGAAUUGUUUGUGUUCUUGCUCUCAAGUGAGCUUCUGCAAGCUUUGGUGCUUGUUUUUGACUUAUGAGUUUGUCACAGGGAAUUUAGUGCCUUUUAACUUCUUGGUUA